GCGAGGGGUACGCGUUACUCUUGUCGAUUGGCCGUAGUACCCGGGGGCUCAAGCGUCGUAACGCGCGAAAAAGCACACGCGUCGCGUGAGUGACCGGUCGUAUCUGACAGCUCGCACACGGUGGCCAGCGAUUUUUCUCACUUGACACGCGCGUCACAAUAGUGUUGUGUGUAACGGUGAGAGACGACGGCGACUUGUGAAUUACGAUAAUCGGCCGCGGCAAUCGGGACGAAGGAGAGUGACAGUGCGGGAUAGACAGAAGAGAAGAAGGACACGGUGAAGGAGAGAGAGAGAAAGAGAGUGAGCACUGCGACACAAUAACGGAUCCUGCGACGUACGCUGCUGUCAUUAAACGUUGAGGAGGCAGAAAUGGCACGGCGGGAAUCUCGGUGAGGAAAGGGCGAGGGUGAAGCCCUCGCAGGAAACGGGAGCUAUGGUGAAAAGCUUGGAUUUCCUCGCCAGAAGGGCGCCACCUGCCGUCCACCUUUUCAUCGUUUUGCUCGCGCUCGCCCCCGCUUACCAUGGCGUGGACCUCUCCCAAUGCAUCGCGCCGCUCGGCAUGGAGUCCGGGGCGAUCCCGGACGCGGAUAUCAACGCCAGUUCCAGCUUCGACACCGGAAACGUCGGUCCCCACCUGGCACGAUUGAAAUCGGAGACCCUUGGUGGUGCCUGGUGUCCUAAGGACCAAAUCACCAACGAAGCUCGAGAAUGGCUGGAGAUCGACCUUCAUUCGAUCCACUUGAUCACGGCCACCGCUACCCAAGGUCGUUUCGGGAACGGCGUGGGUGUUGAAUUCGCAGAGGCGUAUCUGUUAGAAUACUGGAGGCCGCGACUGGGCAAAUGGGUUCGAUAUAGAGACAUCAAAGGAGAGGAGGUAAUAAAGGGUAACACGAACACGUAUUUGGAGUCCAAGCACGAGCUGCAGCCGCCUCUGUGGGCGAGCAAGAUCCGUUUUCUGCCCUACAGCUAUCACAGGCGGACGGUUUGCAUGCGGGUCGAGCUCUACGGGUGUUACUGGAGCGACGGCGUGGUGUCCUACUCGAUGCCCCAGGGCGAUAAAAGGGGCAACGGAUGGGAAUUCUUCGACGCGACCUACGACGGACAUUGGGACGGCGAGUUGCGCCGUGGUCUGGGUCAACUGACGGAUGGCAGAACAGGACCUGAUAAUUUCAAAAUGUACUACGAUAACGAUCGCGCCCAGGGCUGGGUAGGCUGGAGAAACGAUAGCCGCAACCAGCCGGUCGAGAUCAAGUUUGAGUUCGACAAAGUCAGAGAAUUUUCCGCCGUCCAUAUCUAUUGCAAUAACGAAUUCACCAGAGGCGUCCAGGUGUUUUCUCAAGUCGACAUACUCUUCAGUAUUGGUGGAAAAUAUUACACGGGAGAACCUAUUACCUACACUUAUAUGGAGGACAAGAUCUUUGAGACUUCUCGAAAUAUUACAAUCAAACUUCAUCAUCGGGUUGGAAAAUUCGUUAAGCUGAGACUUCAUUUUUCGGAUCGAUGGAUCAUGGUCAGCGAAGUAACCUUCGAUUCUGAUAUAGCACACGGGAACUUUACGCCAGAGGAAGCACCGACAACCGAAUCACCAAUUCAGAGCGACGUCUUCGUGGAGAAGAACGGCGCUGCCGAGGGCGAGCUUCCGGUUUCGACGGCGAAACACGACGACCCCACGUAUAUGGCGGUCGUGAUCGGCGUGCUGACCGCCGUGAUACUUUCACUCGCCGUGGCGAUAUUUCUGAUUGUCUCGCGACACAGGCAACGCAAGUGUUUCGCCAGCCCGAUGACCGGUAAAGCCCCUUCGCAUCUAGGUUCUACCUGCGCCACCGUCGAGAAAGGCGCGGCUUUGAUGGCGUAUACCCUGGAGGACGACGAAAGAUACGCGGGCGGUUCGCUACCGACUUUGCCGCGCGAUCUCGGCAAUCGUCUCCUGGAUAUCGUGAAGCUGGACGACUACCAAGAGCCGUAUCAGGCGCUAAAGUACGCGCCGUACUACAGCUACAGCACCGUCGUUAUGGAGAUGAAAGACAUGAUGCUGAACAACAAGGGCACCAACAUCAAUCACUCAGCGGUGUACGCGAACGGUGCAGUUGACACGUCGUACGAUUAUGCGGUACCGGAACUCGGCACAGUGCCUCUGCUCAAUCAGGACGCCGGCCGCGGGGCGACCGUCUCCAGCGCCACCGGCGAUCAGGAUAGCCUCUUCUCCAAGAGCUCGCGGACCACGAAGACAGAGGACAAGAAGUCGCCGACUCAACAGGAGGUACUCUCGGCCCUGAAGAGACGUCUGGAGCAGACCAGCGUACCGCUCUUCCCACGGCAUCGCCUUCGCAUGCUCUCCAAGCUCGCCGAAGGGGCUUUCGGAACGGUAUACGUGGCGGAAGCUGAAGGGAUUCCGGAAUACGGAACGACGACUACCCUCGGCAAGCGACUCGUCGCCGUCAAGUUUUUACUGCCGGAAGCCAGCGAGAAGGAAAAGUUGGACUUCCAAAGAGAUGUGAGAAUCCUAGCUGCUCUGGAAGAUCGCAAUAUCGCUCGAGUUCUGGGCGCCUGUUACCGCGAGGAACCCUACUGCGUGGUGAUGGAAUAUCUGGAACACGGGGAUCUUUGUCAGUUUCUCAAGACACACAUCACUGCCGAAGACGCACAUUCCAUGCCAAUUGGCGUCAAGACGCUUAGUUUCAACUGUCUCAUCUACAUGGCGGCACAGAUCGCGUCGGGCAUGCGGUAUCUGGAGAACCUGAACUUCGUUCAUCGGGAUCUGGCUACUAGAAAUUGUUUGGUCGGUAAAGCUUAUCAUAUCAAAAUCUCGGACUUCGGCACGGACAACGAACUGUACGCUUGCGAUUACUACAAAGUCGAUGGAACUAUGCCGUUGCCGGUACGAUGGAUGGCUUGGGAGUCAAUAUUUCUCGGAAAGUAUACGACCAAGAGCGAUGUGUGGGCUUUCGCAGUUACUCUCUGGGAGAUUUUGAACCUCGGCAGACGCGUCCCUUACGAGCACCUGUCCGACGAAGAAGUGGUGCAGAGCCUGCGGCAACUGCAUCACGCCGCCGAUUGUAACAACGUUAAUCCCGAAGAUGGCUGCAAGGAGGAUUCUGGAAAUGUCUUUGAUUAUCUACCGCGACCUACCGCCUCCUCCAAGGACAUCUACGAUCUGAUGCUCGAGUGCUGGCGACGAGAGGAGAAUGAGAGACCGACUUUCCGUGAAAUAUCGCUCUUUCUGCAGCGUAAAAAUCUUGGAUAUGCUCCAACAUCCUGAUAUUGAGCCCCAAACUUGAGCAAGCGCGACGUUUUUAAUAAUCAUCCCGCGAAUCGGAACAAGUUCGGUUCUCAAACGGGUCGACGAGCGUGCAGGCAAUGUCCUCAUUCGAAGAAAUGCAAGGAACGAACGACGAGUGAGUGAGAGCGACUAGCGAAAAAAAAAGAA
This is a messenger RNA of Cataglyphis hispanica, 3427 nucleotides long. Its product is annotated as epithelial discoidin domain-containing receptor 1-like. Gene Ontology annotation, cellular component: signaling receptor complex. NCBI's taxonomy places the organism in Eukaryota, Metazoa, Arthropoda, Insecta, Hymenoptera, Formicidae. Gene Ontology annotation, biological process: cell surface receptor protein tyrosine kinase signaling pathway; positive regulation of kinase activity; multicellular organism development. The transcript is spliced from 16 exons. Gene Ontology annotation, molecular function: protein tyrosine kinase collagen receptor activity; ATP binding; collagen binding. Bases 434 to 3259 code for a protein of 941 amino acids. The record is from RefSeq and is a predicted model, not a curated record.